This is a messenger RNA of Ananas comosus (pineapple), 782 nucleotides long. Its product is annotated as protein SPIRAL1-like 3. The record is from RefSeq and is a predicted model, not a curated record. Lineage: Eukaryota; Viridiplantae; Streptophyta; Magnoliopsida; Poales; Bromeliaceae. Gene Ontology annotation, biological process: cortical microtubule organization. The transcript is spliced from 3 exons. Bases 171 to 485 code for a protein of 104 amino acids. Gene Ontology annotation, cellular component: cortical microtubule, transverse to long axis.
UUCUUUUCUUUUCUUUUCUUUUUCUUUUUUUUCUUUUUUUUUUAAACCCAUUUCUUUUCCCUCUCCUUUAUUCACCUCCUUCCUCUUUUGCUUCCCAUUUCCGGAGCCACACCCCCUCCCCCUCUCUCCUCCGAUCGACAUCCGAGUAUCGGGGCUUGUAAACCGGUAAGAUGGGCCGUGGAGUCAGCAGCGGGGGAGGUCAGAGUUCCUUGGGCUACCUUUUUGGGAGUGGCGAGGCUCCCAAAGCAGUUGAGAAUGCUGCACCUGCACCUGCACCUGUUCAGAAGCCAGCUUCUCCUCCACCGGUUGAUGCCAGCAAGCAGAUACCGGCAGGCAUCCAAGGCUGCCAGGCAAACAACUAUUUCCGUGCAGAUGGCCAGAACAGUGGCAAUUUCAUUACGGAGCGACCUUCGACGAAGGUGCAUGCUGCUCCGGGAGGUGGCUCUUCCCUCAACUACCUUUUUGGUGGCGGCGAGGGCAAAUGAUAUGCCGCGUGCUGUUUAAAAGUUAAAACAUGAGUAAUUUGUAAGGAUAUUGUUGCACUUCUCUUCCUUUUCUGGGAAGACAUGCUUGACUAUUAGUUGACUAAAGAUUCUCUGAUUUAUGUAUCUAUUCUAUAUCUAUAGCUUAAUGUGGGAGGUGGUUUGUAUUCGGUGCAUAUCAAUUGAAUGGAUCUUCCAGAAUAGUUUCUAUAUAGAUCAUAGCUAUUUGAUUCUUCUAAUUUGCUUGUAUAUCGUAUCUCUCAGAAGGUUGAGUGUGAAAAAUUGCUCGAUUUGAUGUGU